Baudoinia panamericana UAMH 10762 is the source of this 2484-nucleotide messenger RNA. RefSeq lists its product as uncharacterized. Bases 1 to 2484 code for a protein of 827 amino acids. Gene Ontology annotation, biological process: protein deubiquitination. Gene Ontology annotation, cellular component: cytosol; nucleus. The record is from RefSeq and is a predicted model, not a curated record. The transcript is spliced from 2 exons. Gene Ontology annotation, molecular function: cysteine-type endopeptidase activity; cysteine-type deubiquitinase activity. NCBI's taxonomy places the organism in Eukaryota, Fungi, Ascomycota, Dothideomycetes, Mycosphaerellales, Teratosphaeriaceae.
AUGAGCGGCGUGCACCGGUUCUUGAGUAGGAGAGAGAAGAAGCAACAGCCUAACACCAAGACUGAAAAGCAACCUGACCACUUCUACGGCGUAUUUACGUACGAAGAUGAUACUAAGAAGAAGCCAGAUAAGGAGCAAGAGCAGAAGGUUCAGAUCCUGCUCAACCGUUUACGGCGCAAUGGCAUCAAUACGAUGGUCGAGUCGAAUGCGGAGUACGCGCUGCGCUAUGCGAAUGGCGAGCCGGAGUCGGCCUUCAGAUUGCUAGUGCUGCUCCGGGACACUUACGAAGGCAUCGUAAAGCCUUAUGAUCCAAACACGAGGCUUCUUGGCGCUGUGAACCGGGAAGGGGUGACAUGCUACCUCGACGCGCUACUCUUUGCCAUGUUUGCGCGGCUCGAUAGCUUCGAAGCCAUGCUAUACGACAGCUUCGAAGAUUUUCCGCGUAGGAAGCUCGCUGGUAUCAUUCGGCUAUGGGUCAACAUGUUGAGAACAGGUCGCUUGAUCACGGCGGAUGUCACUGCGACAUUACAGUCGGCUUUGGUGGGCUGUGGAUGGCAAGAUGCGGCCAAGCUUAAGCAGCAGGACCCGUCAGAAGGCUUCACAUUCAUCACAGACCAACUGCAGCUGCCUUUGCUGACGCUCAAAAUGGAUCUGUACCACACCGGAAAAGAAGACGUUCAAGACGAUCACAAAUUUGUUAACGAGCGGUUACUAGAGGUCGCAAUACUGGACGAACCGCCGGAAGGCACCAGUGUCAUUACGCUUGAGGCUUGCCUAGAACACUAUUUCAACAGCAGGAUUGAGGUCAAGCGCCAUCUCGAGAACAGGCGCAGAAAUACGCUGAAAUCGAUGAGCUCCACAGAAACGGCGUCCAAAGUCGAGAAGGAGCCAGCAACACACGUUGAGGUCGUGGAGGUAAUCGAUACGCCGGUGCAGAGCCCUAUGGUGGAGACGCCUUCUCAGAGCAAAGAUCCAAAUGCGAGCAAAGACCCUUUCGAGCGACUACGGCCCACUGCUGGUCGAAAACGGGCUGAUAGCAUCUUCAGUCAGCGGAAGGUGGAGCUGUCAGGUAUCGAUCCAGAAGCGCUGAAAGCUCAUGCCGAGAACACGACGCACGACGGGUUAGGUCGGAAGAUGAGCACUCGAACGGAGGUACUCAUGCCUGCUUGGCAGUUCUUCAAGCUGUUGCCAUGGUAUACCGAUCAUCUCCCCACAUCGGAUGCGCAAGUUGCUGCGCACUUCUCCAAGAAGCGGCCAGUCUUGGGCAUAUGCUUGAAACGAUAUUCUUUCAGCGACUCUGGCCAGGCGCAACGGCGAGACACAUAUGUCGACAUUCCGCUUGAGAUUGGCGUUCCGGACUUUGUCAGUGAUGACCACAUGCACGAGGAAGGUCCAAUGGUCGGUAACUUCCGCUUGAUGUUGCAAUCUGUGGUUUGCCAUCGUGGAGUGUCCGUUAAUAGCGGUCAUUAUAUCACGCUGUGCCGCGGUAAGGCACCGAAUGCCGCGGAAAAUGCUCAGCACACCAACGCAAGCAGCAGACGUGGCAGCAUGGACAGCGAAGAUGCCGAAGACCCUUGGAUGCGCUUUGAUGAUCUCGCGAGAGAACGGGUCAGCUACGUCGACAUUCACAAGGUGUUGAGGGAAGAGACACCAUACAUGCUCUUCUAUCAAGUCAUUCCCAUUGGCGAAGAUGGACGCUCUAUACAUGACCUGCCGACGUACGCAGAAGCGACAUCGAGAACGCAGUCAGACGUCGCGCUACCGCCAGAGAAGCCGAACCCUGCUUUGCCCACCGCCGCUUCGGAGAGUGCGCUUGAGCAAAGCCAUUCUAUUUCACCACUCAGUUCUCAUGGCAUGCGGAUCACCUCUGAAGCUGCCGACUUCGCAGCGAGUUCCGAGCGAACAAGCCUCGACGCCGGUACUAUGCUUGACGCUUCACGAGGCAGGUCCAGCAUGAGCGAAGAUCGCCGGAUGAGCAUCGCCUUCGACGAAUCCAGUCUCGUUGGAAGCACGUCGGGCGGGAGUGUACGCACGGAUCCGACGAACGGCUCCGUACCCACCACGCCGGCAGAGGAGAAGAGCGGUGGGUUCCUAUCUGUCGCGAGCAAAAUAGGUUCAAGAAGAGGCAGCAAGGUCUCAAAGAGCAGUGCCACUUCGCGCAGUCGGCCGACAAGCGUUGGACCGGACAACAACGGUAGCCGCUUCAGCCUCAAUAUGUCUAAACUCACUCAGCGGGUUAGCAGAGGCGAGGCGCCAGUCAUCCAACCCUCGGAGGCGGUGGCAGCCGAGCUCAUUGGGCAAGUCGACGCGACACAGGAGAAGGCGCCGAUCGUCAGUGCGAUUGUGCUGCCGGAGAAUGGGAGCAAGGAGAGCGUGAUUACGGCGAAAGCUGUGCCGAGGCCGAAGAAGGAGAAGGCCGCUGCGCGGCACGAGAAAAGGAAGAGUAAGGGUCAUGGGGAUGAUCGGGACUGUGUUGUGAUGUGA